This is a messenger RNA of Amborella trichopoda, 1282 nucleotides long. RefSeq lists its product as uncharacterized. NCBI's taxonomy places the organism in Eukaryota, Viridiplantae, Streptophyta, Magnoliopsida, Amborellales, Amborellaceae. The record is from RefSeq and is a predicted model, not a curated record.
UUGUACUUUCCUCGUCAUACACUUACGUGCUUGACUUCAGGGUUAAAUCCCUUUGCUAAAAUGGAAAUAGCAGUAGAAUCAAUAUCUGUUAUUUCUUAGAAACUCAUGGACUAAUCUCCUGAUGUUAUGCUGAUGUUCUUUCCACUUCAAUAUGAGAGGAAAUGGUCCAAUCCCCACACCAGUAACUAACUUUACAUUAAUAAGUGUAGCAUUCAAAUCAGAUUGAAGGAGAAAGGGCAUCGCAUCAUAUGAGAAAUACACAUGCAGAUCUGGAUAAAUGGGAAAUUUGGUGGCUUCAUUGUUUUCUGGUGCUGUUGAAGGUGUCGGCAAUGUUCUGAAAGAAAUCUUUCAAGCCCCACUUCAAUUUCUUGCUGGAAAAUUAUGCAGCUCUGGUUGUGGACCGACAUGGGAUUUAAUCUGCUACAUCGAGCAUUUUUGCAUUGCUCAGAUUUUGAAGUUGGUGAUGGUCUUGGCCCUUGCAUAUUUGGUUAUGUUGUUCUUAUAUCUUCUAUACAAGGUGGGAGUCUUCCAAUGCAUAGGGAGAAGCAUCUGUAAAAUGGUAUGGGGAUUAUUGGCGACAUACUUCUCUCUUUGGGAAUAUGGUUGCAUGAUUCUAUGGACCAAGUUGAAAAGUGUGAAACGUGAACGCCGGCGACACUUGAGGGACAUAGAAGAAGAAUAUGAAUCCAGUCAAGAUGAAUCAAUGCUGGGAGGCAAAUCAUCAUCAAUAUCAUCAUCCGUGCAUGGGGAAGGAUCAUCAUCAAUAUCAUCAUUUGUAGAGAGUAGGAGAUAUAUUGACGGUGAGAGAUCAGCGCAUAGGAGAUCAAAAGAGCGCAGGGAGUUGCUUACACCAAGAAGCCAUCGACACAAACUCGGGAUACACAUGCAUUCAACUGGAAAGCACAGUAAGCAUAAGAGCUUAAAUAGUAUGAAGAGGUCAAGGCUCAAGGCGAAGCCUGAUCGGGUUCACAGGACUAGGAAAGAACUUAGAGCGCAGGCCGUUGCUUACACCAAGAGGCCAUCGACACAAACUCAGGAUACACAGGCAUUCAACUGGAAAGCACAGUAAGCAUAAGAGCUUAAGUAGUAUGAAGAGGCCAAGGCUCAAGGCGAAGCCUGAUCGGGUUCACAAGACUCGCAAAGAACUUAGAACGGCAAGACCAAGCCUUAGAAACAGGAAAGGGUAAAGAAACUCAAACUUCUCUGUAAAUGACCAAGAAGAAAUUCUCUGGACAUGAUGUUUCAAAAUUUUAAAGACAAUGAAAGAGUGAGCAAUGCUGCU